Messenger RNA from Dunckerocampus dactyliophorus (ringed pipefish), 4672 nucleotides. It is a transcript of the gene gdpd5b, whose product is annotated as glycerophosphodiester phosphodiesterase domain containing 5b. The record is from RefSeq and is a predicted model, not a curated record. The coding region runs from base 2323 to 4101 and encodes 592 amino acids. Gene Ontology annotation, biological process: lipid metabolic process; positive regulation of neuron differentiation. Gene Ontology annotation, molecular function: glycerophosphodiester phosphodiesterase activity. The transcript has 19 exons. Lineage: Eukaryota; Metazoa; Chordata; Actinopteri; Syngnathiformes; Syngnathidae. Gene Ontology annotation, cellular component: plasma membrane.
CAUGUCCGACGAAAUAUUCAGAUAUGUUUUGUCGUCAAAGCUCAGUUCUGGUCACGUGACGGCAACGAGGCGGCGGUGAGAGUCCACAGUGUGAGUUCCCUGCUCACCAUAGAGCCCCUCGACUCCUUUGUGUGGUUUAACCCCACAAAAACGUUUAUUUAGUCUAGCAGAAGUACAACAAGUCAAGCCUGACAUUCUUUGGAUAGUUGACUGCGGCAGAUAAGCCCUGCUGUCUCAUCCCGAACAUGGGAACACACUUUGACCUCCAGCCAACUGGAAAGAUUGUCAUCCCUCGUUCACUUUUUUUCCACUUUUUAUUGAAAAAAAGGAAUUUUUGUUCAUAACCACACAAUCACAAUUCCAACAGCAUUUUUGUGGACAAAUUGGUCAGCAUCAAUUAAACCACAUUUCUUCUGCAAGUUUAAGCUGGUAGAAUUCAGUGCAGGCAGAAAAACAAAUAUAAAGCACAUGAAGGAGUGGAUUUAGAAGUUAAAACAUGCUUGUGCAGAGAUUGUGCAGAGUUUGUCUUUAAACAUUAAAGAUAAUGCAAGAAGCAAGCACCAAGGGGACGUAGCCUGACCAAUACUGGCAUUAAGAAACUGGAAUGUCAUACUUAAUAUAAGCAUGUUGUCUGCUUGCUGCUCAUAUUUGAGUAUUCAAUCCAAGUAUUCAGUCCACAGUCUGCCUUAAAGGAAUGUGUUCCUGAGGUAACGCUAAACAAAACACACACGCACAGUUUCUUGACAUAGUUUGACAAUUAAAACAAAACAUUAUAGCUCGUCGCGCAUCUUGUCCCCCUUGGGUCGAAUCACUCUGCCGAGGUACAGGAUGGAGUUGGUCUUGUUGUCCUUCACCAGGAAAAUGAAAGGGUGGUCCACGUAGAAAAGCUUGGGGUCCCUCAGCCGGUCAGUGCCGAAGAUGGUGGUGUCAAACGUGUUGCCUUCGGUGUUGAGCUCCAGGGCGGAGGCGUGGAAGACGUUGGAAAGGUACAGGUCCUUCUUGCCGGAAAUGUUGGACAAGUCGGCCUUGGCUUUGUCCACCGCCUCGGUCAGGCCGAGCUCGGCCAGAUGUUUCUGCAAUGGAGGUUAGAACAAGUGAUGAUAACAAACAACGAAGAAAACUAAUAGAAUCUUUUUUUUCAUGAAAGUCAUUGUGACACAGGCUGUACAAUAUUUCAAUUAAAUAACUGCCUAACAAUUUAAUUAUUAGACCAAAACUGAAUUUUUUUUAGACCUACAACACUUAAUUUCAACAGUACCCAUAAACGCCACUAGGUGACAGUAGUGCUCUGUAAACACCUUCCCUCUCCAAUGUGCUUGCAUCUUCAAAGGGUGAGUAGUUUUACUUUAUUGUAGUUUUAUUAUACAGCACUUUGGUGAGCUACUCUUUACAUUUGUACUAAAGUGUCCUAUUAUGCAAAUAAUGUUCUGACAGUCUCUAGAGCCUGUUUUUGAGCACCAAACGUCAAAAUCUCCCUCACUUCUUUGCUCCACAUUUAAACGAAGAGGGGCUCAGACAAAGUUCCAGGUAUUCAUGGCAUCAUGAAAGAAAAAUAUCCUUCAUCACGGACAUGAUACUACGUCUGAGCUGCCUAUAGCUACAUGAACACGCCCAGCACUUCACCGAGGGCAUCUUUGUGGAAAAAAAGGAAGCAGGCUUUGCUACACAUCUUACAUUAAAGCAUGGAGCUCUUCCAACUAUCCAUGAGAAGUGUUGUGACUGACUUCCAACGAGAUCUUGGGGAGCGAGAUGGCCACGGCUCUGUUCUCCAUCUUGCUGAGCCAAGCGUCUACCUGCUUCCUGGUCAGCAGCUUCUCCAGGCGCUCCAGGGGCUCCAGGUGGUAGGGCAUGAUGAGGAUCAUGGAGGCCUGCUUCUUGCCCAGAGGCAUGUCCAGCACGAAGAGACUGUUCUCUUUGUCCUCGUAGAAGUUAUAAAGGCCUGGCGGAAAAUGCGGAGCAGAUCAGAUGUCCCGUCUUUGAAAAGGAAAGCGAUGAAACCUACCCGUGCGGUGCAUCAUGGGAAUGCCGACGGUGAAGGAGCGAGACACCAGGAAGCCGCGGUUGUCCACCAUCUGCUCGUGGAACUUCUCAUCCCAGUGCGCUUUAGGAGUAUUCAUCGUCACCUGCAGAGGAGACCCCCCUAGCCAUUCAGCCCAUCCUGCAGGCGGAUGCUGGCAUUUUGAAAUUGGUGGAGUUCAGUCGAGGCUUAGCAGCUGGAGCUGCUGACUAAUCUUCCACCUGUGGAGAGAGGAAGUGGCAAACCCAGUGUCAUUUUGAUCAGUGGGAUGUUUGACUCACGGGAGCAGGACUGACAGAAGGAGCAUGGUCAAACACCAACCCCUCCAAGUCUAUGAGCGCCAGCUGUGUUUGUCCUGUAUCACUGGGAUCUACGGUUGCCGCUGGAAACGCUAUCAACGCUCCCACGAUGACACCACCAAGUGGGAGCUGCUGUGGUCCCUCGUCCUUCUCAUCACCUUCUGUGCUCUGCUGGUCUGGUUCUACUUCUGGUUGGAAGCUCGCAACGACUACAGUGAGUUCAACUGGUUCCUCUACAACCGCUCUGGCGAGUGGAGCGAUGGCACCGUUCCAAUCCUGGCCACGACCGCUGCUGGCUUCACCUACAUAGCCUUUUUAAUGAUUUUAGCACUUUGCCACAUUGCACUUGGCCAACAGCUGAAUUUGCAUUGGCUUCACAAGAUUGGAGUCACCGCGGCUCUGCUAACAACCGUUGUCGGGGUGAUAUCCAUCAAUCAAACCUGGCAGCACGAGUGGGACAUCAUCCCCAUCUCCUUGCAGGCCACAGGACCGUUCCUGCACGUCGGCGCUGUCGCCGCAUUCACAGCUCUGUCCUGGAUCGUGGCCGGACAGGUGGCCCGUGCAGAAAAAACGUCCUUCCAGGUGGUGGUCAUGCUGCUGUAUCUCUGCGUGUUACUGGGCCUCUACGUGGUGCCGCUGUACGUCACCUCCCCUUGCAUUAUGGACCCCAGUAACCUCAAGCCUCGCCCCGAUGUUAUUGGCCACCAGGGGGCCCCCAUGCUUGCUCCAGAGAACACGAUGUGGUCCUUUCAGCGAGCGCUGCAAAUGAAUGUCACUGGGCUGGAGGUGGACGUAGCUGUCAGUGUCGACGGGGUUCCGUUCCUGAUGCGCGACCCUACACUGCGCAGGACCACCGACGUAGAGAAGGUCUUUCCCGACAGGCAGAUGGAAGACGCCUCGCUCUUCAACUGGACCGAUCUGCAGCAGCUCAACGCGGGACAGUGGUUCCUCAAGGACGACCCCUUCUGGACGGUGCAGGCCCUGUCCUCCCAUGAAAGGAACCUGAUUAGCAACCAGAGUGUGUGCAGCCUGGAGCAGCUUCUGAAGCUGGCCUCCUACCAUAACACCAGUGUGGUGUUCAGACUCAGGAGACCCCCUGUGGGACAUCCCUGUUACGACAGCUGGAUCAAUGACACGCUGCAGGCCAUGCAGCAAUCCGGGGUUCCUCAAAGUCUGGUGAUGUGGACUCCUGAUGAAGACAGGGCUCAGGUGGGACAGCUUGCACCCGGUCUGGUCCAGACGUCAGUGGAAAAACAAAGUCCUCAAAGCCUCCAAGAGGCGGGCAUCAGCAGGCUGCUGCUCAGAUACAACCAGGCUAGCGCUCAGGAAAUCAGGGACUUUUCACAGAGAAACAUCAGCCUCACCCUCUACACUGUCAACGAGCCCUGGCUGUACUCUGUGCUGUGGUGCAGCGGCGUGUCAUCUGUGUCGUCGGAGGCACCCCAUGUCCUCAAGAAGGUGCCUUACCCCACCUGGUUAUUGAGAGCAGACGAAUACUGCUUGAUGUGGGUGUGUGCAGACCUCAUCUCCUUUGUGGUGGUUGUAGGAAUAUUCAUAUUACAGAACUAUCACAUGAUCAGGUAUCGAACCAGCGGCAUGCGCAGCUACAACCCUGAGCAGAUCAUGCUGAGCGCUGCAGUCGGGAGGUCCAGCCGGGACCUCAACGUCAUGAAGGAGAAGCUCAUCUUCUCUGAGGUGGGCAAUGGAAGUGUCGGCAGCGAUGAGCCCUACACGGACAACAGCAACGAGUAUGACUACUACACUAACCACCGUGUGAGCCAAUGAUGGCCACUCUCAGCCGCAAGAUGAGGAAACAAGCGUGUACAUUUUGUAAAUACUGUCGCUCCUUCCUGGACAAGCUAUAUACUGUAUUUCACUUUGGACUCAGCACUUUUUAUCCACGGCUAUUUGAGGGAUUGAUUUAGGAGUGUCCAGAGUCUUCAUUUAAAGCUAAUUCUCCAAAGCGGCUCUUUCCAUUUGAAGCACUGAUGCCUUUUAUUUAUGUCUAAAAUAUGCUUACAUUGAUUGCCACGAUAGUCACAUUGCAAGUGUGCAACAAGAGUGCAAAUGCUGUCUUGAGACGUCCUGCUGGUGCAUGUAACAGUUAUGAUCAUAUCAAAUGUGUGUGAGCUGUUCAGUCAGGAAAGUGUGUUGUUUAAAUUGAAACCACUCAAAUAUGUAUCCUCAUUGGGUGUGUACUUUAUAGCCUGCGUGCAGUAUUGUACAUGUUGUCAUUGCUACUACUUGCUAGCAGUUAAGUCUGCUAGGGUUUAUUUUAUUGUUUACAAACUUAAAAUGCAUUUUCCUGUUGGUUGCUGCUGUCAAAUGAAUAAAAGUGUAAGCUAACUAAAAGGGA